Gryllus bimaculatus (two-spotted cricket) is the source of this 2691-nucleotide messenger RNA. Lineage: Eukaryota; Metazoa; Arthropoda; Insecta; Orthoptera; Gryllidae. The record is from the annotation of a GenBank genome assembly.
UGCCUAACUUAAUACUCUGUGAUGCCUUCAGUGUUGGAAAAAACGUACUUGGGUAUAAAAUGCGUUCGACUAACUAAAUAAUAUUUUAUGUUUAAAAAAACUAACAAAUGGAAAAAUUGUUCCAGAAUAACAUGAAUGAUGUAAAUUAGUGUUCUAAAUUAAGGGGUUGGCCUCACUGAUACGCGCCGACAGCGGCAUUGGCCUACAGGUAAUUCAGGUGUAGAUAAGCGUGGACAGAGGGAGCGAGAAACGAAGGUUGUGAAAGGUUGCCUUGUUAAGUUGUUUAGCGAAUCGAGCUAUUUGCAAAUCAUUUCUCCAGAUAACGACUGAGAUUCUACAUUGAACAGUGCCGCACGAGAAGAUAAAAUACGAAGAGCAGAUUUUUGUCUUUCAUUCUGCAGAAACCAAAUCUUAUUAAUGGAAUUGAACUCCCCUAAUUUGAAUAAAACACCUCGUAAAAUUAAACGAUCGCCGGAAGCCAAAGAAGAAAUUCCCUGGGACUGUAGUGUGUGUACUUUCAGGAACACUGCCAAAGCUUUCAAAUGCAAAAUGUGCGAGGCUUGGAAAGGCACGUCUUCGAGGAAACGAAAAACUUGUCCUAGGCAAGAGAUUCAGAUGUUCAGUUCUAUUACAUCAAAAUCAGUUAAAAAAGGAACCGUGGUUGUCGAGUCAAUUUGUGAAGUCGUGGAAGACGAGAAAGUCAACCUAAAAACCUCUACCGAAAGUGAGGCGACCCACAUGAGCAGAUGUGCACAGAAAUUAAACAAGGUGGACGGAAGCAUUUCCCAUUUAGGUGAAGUAACUGUGAGCGAUGCACAACAGGUGAUUCAAACGCACAAUUCACUGCCACCGAAUCAAAUUAAAAAAGAUCGCAUGGCCGACGCAAACAACUUGACCGAAAGUAAGUCAUCCCAGAUAAGCCGGUGUGUAGUUCCAACAUUAAAAAAUGUUGACAGAAGCGCUGCUCAGACAUUCGAAGUUAGCAAGAGCAGUGCUCAAAAGGUGAUUAAAAAGCUCAGUUCAAUGUCACUGAAUCAAACUAAAAAAGAUAGCGUGACCAACGCAAUCAACUUGACCGAAAGAAAGUCAACACAGAAGAACGAACCUGCACAGGAAUUAAACAAUUUGAACAGAAGCAUUUUCCAUUCACGUGAAGCAACUGUGAGCGAUGACCAGCAGGUCAAUCAAACGCACAAUUCAAAACCACCAAAUCAAGUUAAAAAAGAACGCAUGACCGACCCAAAGAACUGCACUGAAAGUAAGUCGAACCAGAUAAGACAGUGUAUAGUUCCAAGAUUAAAAAAUGUGGACAGAAGCACCGCUCAGUCAUUUGAUGUAACCGUGGGCAAUGUUACUGUGGUAAUUACGGAAUUCAAACCCCUAAUCACUGAAACAGGUCUUUCUCGAGAGCAAAGCAACGGACAGUCAGAUAAUAGCAGAACUUAAACAACAUCUAAUAGGAUAUCUUAAAAUAAAUAACAGAAUAAAUAUUUGCAUGACUUGACAUGCCAAAGGGUUUGAAAUUUUAAAUUUGGACGUGCAAUAUAGAUUAAAAUUGUGAAUGCCUGUUUUAUUUUACUUCUGUAAAUACGACUCCAUGGGGAGUAAUUGGUAAAUGCACGUGACAAGGCAAAAUACAUGCCGACAUACGAAUAAUAAACUCGAAUUUGUUUCAAUUUCUGAAUGAACAAUACCAAGUCAGGCUUGGACAGUUUUAAUAUUUUUUAUCGUUGCAUUCCCUUUUGAAGAAAACUGCCGUUGAAUAGAAUGAAGAUACAUUAGAUCGGGCAAUGGAACGGUCACCAGAUAACGCUUCCGGCAGCUUUUCUCAUUAGGCAGAUCAUUAAGAACAAUUUCAACUGUGAAGGUGUCUCGCACCAUCAUUCAAGAUUAUUUAUUGUGCAUCUUGCGUCUUGUGUUCCCAUGAGCGUUUUAUCAAACAGCGAAGGUGAGUUGACAUUGUGAUAGGCUAUCUAAGAAACAAGUAAAUGAAUUUCUGUAAGAUUUGUUUACUAUUUGAUUAAACCGAAAAAAGGAUAUAAAUGCAGAGGUUGUUUUCUUUAUGGCUUUGAUUUAACUGGAAAGGACGCUUGGAACGUUGUUUUAACAUUGUAAUAUAAAGUUGUUUUUUUUAAAUAGCAUUCUUAUUCCCUUGCAAUUUGCUUUAACGGAGUGUUAUACGCGCACGUUUUCAUGAGCUCCGAAGUACUUACCCCUACUUCUUUAUCAACAUUAGUUGAAUAAAAAUGAAUUAUAAAUGACGAGCGUUGUUGUAGCGAAAUGAGGGCAAGAAAACGUGUGCGGAUAAUACUUCUUAUUGUGUAGUAUUUUGUGAUGAUUUAUUUUGCUGUUGAUGUUGCCCAAAAGAAUGCUUUGAUUUUAUGUGUGAAUCAUCUUUUUCUGUAGUUCAUGGGAUUCAUGUUUAGACCUGGCACAAACGAAACUUUUUGGGUUAUUAUUAUGAUAUAAAUUGAUUUCAUUUAUUUCGUAAAAAAUGAAAACCUGCUGGUGAGAUGUGAGAAGAAUCUGCGUUCGUUUUGUUGAGCGCCAGAAUUCCUACUCACCCUAGUUUGGAUUAAUAUACUCGUAGGAAGUUGAAUGCUGAAUAAAUGUACUAACAAUAGUUAGCAACAUUUGAAAGCUCUCAAUUUUGUUCCUGAGUAAAAAAUAAACCUAUUUGCAUCAGUAAAU